UCAACUCCAGUACUGUCAGUAGGGUUAUCAUUACACGACCGCAUGACAUGUUUAUUUUUCAUUCCGACGACGAAUAAAUAAAAAUAAAAAAUAAAAGAUCUCGUUGUAUCGUUAGAACUGCGUGAAAUACAUACAGAAAUUGAACGCGUUGACAGUCGAGUGUAAACAUGAAGUGCACCAUACCCGAAAUUUCUUGGCACAAUCGUGUACCAGUGCUCAGUGUUGAUUUCCAGAACGGCGUGCACGAAAAAAAUGAGAAACAAUUCUGGAGGCUGGCCAGUGGUGGCUGUGACUCCCACGUUCUUGUUUGGCAUCUCACAGUAGGUGCAGAGGGUGAAGCAUCAGUCGUCUGUGUUGCAGAUUUGGAAAGACAUCAGAAGACUGUAAAUGUUGUUCGGUUUUCUCCCUCCGGUGAAAUCUUAGCUUCUGGAGAUGAUGAGUCUGUCAUUAUUCUUUGGAAGCAGAGAGAAGGUUCAGAUAAUCCUAUUCUACCUCAAGAAGAUGGCGAUCACAGCGAGCAAUGGAAUUCUUGGAAAGUUUUUCGUGGACACAUAGAGGAUAUUUAUGAUUUGUGCUGGUCACCAGAUUCAGCUACAAUGGCCUCUGUGUCUCUAGACAAUUCUGUUAUUUUUUGGAAUAUUGAAAAGGGUAAAAAAAUUUGUAUGGUAUCUGAUUAUCAUAAAGGCUUCCCACAAGGAGUUGCAUGGGAUCCUUUAAAUAAAAGUGUUGCAACAUUGAGUUCAGACAGGCUAUUACGUCUCAUUAGUGUAGCAUCUAAAAAAACUAUCAGCCGUGUUAGUAAGUCUAAGAUCCCUACACCACCUGGAAAUCCACUUGAAGGAAAAAUUGUACGCUUAUUCUAUGAUGAUACAUUUAAAUCAUUUUUUAGAAGAUUAACUUAUUCUCCUGAUGGAAAUCUGAUAAUAGCACCAUCUGGGAUAAUAGAACCACAGGAACCUUCUGAAAAAACUACAAAUUCUGUUGUUAUUUUUUCAAGUCACGAUAUUAAAGAACCUUUAGCUAUUCUUCCAACGCAUGAUGAAGUUUCAAAUGCUGUGAAGUGCUGUCCUACAUUUUUUAAACUAAGAGAAAAUGGUCCAGAAUCAUAUAUGAAAUUACCAUACAGAAUGGUGUUUGCAGUUGCAACAGACAACUCAGUAAUUAUUUAUGAUACUCAGCAAGAUGCACCUAUUGCAAUCAUUUCUAACAUUCACUACACAAGAUUAACAGAUUUGGCUUGGUCAAGUGAUGGAAGAGUUUUAGUUGCUUCUUCAUCUGAUGGAUAUUGUUCAAUAGUACAUUUUCAAGCUGGUGAACUUGGUGAAGUAUAUGAAAUGCCUUCCCCUGUCAAACCUGUUCCAGUUAAAAGUGAUGAUAAAGAUGAUAAUAAAAACAAAUCAACUGUGCCUGCUCUAGCAGAGCUUGAUAUUAAUGCAGUUGAUACAGAUCUUUUACAAAACAAAAUACCAUCCAAUAAAAAUCAAUUAAAAGACGAAACAAAAACUGAUCAAAUUUCAGACAAGGACGAACCAAUGGAUACCGAUAAUGAUAAAGAAAAUCCCAAAAAUAAUGACAAUGACGACGAUUUUCAGUUAGUGCUGGAAGAUACAGUUGCAGAAACAGAAAAAAAAGUUCUAUGUGAGAAUGACAAAAAAGAAAUUUCUAAAAACGAAACUGAAGAAGCUCCUUGUAUCAACAAAAAGGAUGAUCAAAAAGAUUCACCUGCCAAAUCUGAUAAACCACCGUUGCCACUUACUGUUAGAACACCAAGACGAGUUGAACUAAUAACAUUAUCAAGUCCAAAACAAAAAAUAAAAGCAAGAGCAAAGGCACACAGAGAAAAAAAUCUUGAAUGAUGUUUGACUGUUAAAUAGGUUUCUUUGUCAUUUCAAACAGUAAUGUUGUUUUGAAAAAAUUCAAAAUUUAGAUUUAAAAUGUUUAAAAAUCCAGAAAAUCAAUUGGAUUUUAAGAAUGUUCAAUGUCUGUAUAGUUAUGAGUGAUGAUGUAUUGUGUACAAUAAAAGUUUGUAAUCUAUAUUUUGUUAAAGUAUUAGGGAAGUCACAAUGGACUGCACAAUAAAUUUUUUAUGCAAGAGAACUAAA
This is a messenger RNA of Trichogramma pretiosum, 2102 nucleotides long. RefSeq names its product chromatin assembly factor 1 subunit B (gene Caf1-105). Gene Ontology annotation, molecular function: protein binding. NCBI's taxonomy places the organism in Eukaryota, Metazoa, Arthropoda, Insecta, Hymenoptera, Trichogrammatidae. Gene Ontology annotation, cellular component: CAF-1 complex; nucleus. The record is from RefSeq and is a predicted model, not a curated record. The transcript is spliced from 6 exons. Gene Ontology annotation, biological process: nucleosome assembly; DNA replication-dependent chromatin assembly. Bases 168 to 1856 code for a protein of 562 amino acids.